Molecule: messenger RNA, 3182 nt
Organism: Nothoprocta perdicaria
Lineage: Eukaryota; Metazoa; Chordata; Aves; Tinamiformes; Tinamidae
Gene: CIITA
Product: class II major histocompatibility complex transactivator
Exons: 17
Coding region: 18-3182 (1054 amino acids)
Biological process (GO): inflammatory response; positive regulation of transcription by RNA polymerase II; positive regulation of MHC class II biosynthetic process
Molecular function (GO): ATP binding; protein binding
Source: RefSeq, a predicted model, not a curated record
ACAGCAAGAGACAAAUCAUGGACUCGGCAUUUGCGAAUGAAAACGGCUACCUCAGUCUGCUGCACAGCGACAUGGAUCCACAGCAUCUGCUGCGAUCCGCAGCCGAGUGUAGGCUUGUUGAGCCUACACCACCUGCAAAUGCAGAGAGUGACUUCUCAGCAGAUCCUGAAAAUGAUACUAGCAACCAUGAUCAGUUCAGUAACAUGGAUUUCCUUUGUGCAAUGGCAAAUGAUGUAAAUGUGCGUGAGUUGUGUUCCUGUUCCAGCCUAAGAGAAGCUUAUGCUAGAGUAGCUGGAUUAAUAGACUAUGUGCUUGAAGAUGAUCAGGAAAAGCAGGUGGAAGACACUUUUGGGAACCUUAACUGGGAUGAAAUGGCUGUUGAAAACUCUGAAAAAUUUUCUGACAUGAAGUUGCAGAAAUGUUACAAACGAACUGCCUUAAGCUCUGCAGAGAGUUGCUCUGGAGUUUCAGAACCCAAAUACAAGAAAAUUGAGUAUCUGCCCGUCAGCACAAAAGGGAGCCAAGAGAACACAGAGUGUGCAGCUCUUCCUCAGCAGAUAAUUAAUUUUGUUUUUGAAAACGGCACAUCAAAUGUUAUAAUAUAUCCAGUGUUGACGUCUUCCACUGAAACGUUGAUCCCCUCAAGUUUUCCAGUUAGUUUACAUGACUUAGAAGUUUUCAAAGAAGUACAAGAUCCUAUAGUUCCUUCUGAAGAACCUCUCAAGAGACCAGGGCCAGUGGAAGAUUUUUGUGUGUCUCUCAUGGAUUAUUUCCGAGAUGUGUGCAAAUUUGUGGCCAUGGAGCGUGAAGUAACGCUUGACCAUCUGUUCAUUGAUGGGACUCUYGUUCAAGGCCAAAAGGAAUCCAAGAGUGGGAAAAACAGUGUAAAAGUAAUGGAAAAGGAGCUAGGGACUUGUAAUCUGCAAGGGAAGGAAAAGGCAGCCCUUGAAAGAAGCCAAAUAUUUCAAGUCCCAGGAAGCAAAGAACUGGAGACUAAAGUGAUUGUGGUGCUAGGAAAAGCGGGAAUGGGGAAAAGCAUCCUUGUUCAGAAGAUCUGCCAGGACUGGUCCAAUGGAGAGUUGCCUCUGUUUGAGUUUGUCUUUUGCUUUGACUGCAAACAAAUAAGCAUGCCCGAGAAGCAAUACAGYUUGAAGGAUCUGCUGCUUGAGUUCUUUGUAAAACCUCAAGAAGGAAGCGAUGAGAUCUUUGAAUAUAUCCUGCAUAAUCCUGCUAAAGUCCUUCUGCUUUUUGAUGGCUUUGAAGGGCUGCAUUGCAGUGGGAAUUCUCCUCGGGGCUCAGACAGCAAGCCUGGCAAAGAGGUGUACAGUAUCACGGAGCUGCUUGCAGGYCUCCUCCAAAAAAAGAUGCUGAAUGGUUGUACCUUACUACUUACAGCAAGACCUAAAGACAAGGUGAGCCAGUAUAUGUCCAAAGUGGAUAAGACUGUUGAAAUAGUAGGAUUCUCCCCUCAGCAGAGAGAAUUAUACAUAACCAGGUAUUUUGAGGGAUUGCCCUACUGUGACAAGGCGCUCAGAUUUAUCAAAGAUUGCCGGUACCUUUUCAGCCAUUGUUACAACCCUCUUAUGUGUAGGUUUGUUUGUUUCCUCUGCGAGACAGCGCUUGAAAUGGGAGAGAAGGACCUUCCUCCAACGCUUACUGCGCUCUUCCUCAAAUUUGUUCAGCAUAAGCUAUCACUCGUGCAAAGAGAGGCUGCGUCCCUGCAAAAUCAAGAGAAUCUUGCUACGCUAGCCCGUAUAGCCUGGUAUCUUGGAGAGAAGCACCAACGUGCCAUGAAGAGUCAUCUCUUUCCUUCCAAGGAAGUUAAAGAAUUUGCUCURAAGUAUGGAUUCGUCCUGCCGUUUGCAUUCCCCAAGCAUUCAGAUGUGGGAGAAGAGGAAUUUGGUAGCACGUUCUCUGAUUUUGCCAUUCAGAAUUUCUUGGGUGCRCUUCACCUUUUGUUAGCAGAAGAGGUCAAGGAUAAAAGCCUAACCAAGUACCUGUCUUUUCCAUCCAAGAAGAAAAAGCCUUACAACUGGUUAGACUUAGUGCCUCGAUUUUUAGCUGGAUUGCUGUUCCUCCAGGAUGACCCUGACUUCUGUUCCCUUUCAAACAAGGAUGUAAAGCAACCAACCAAAAAGCAGAAAACACUCCUGAAAUACAUUAGAAGGCUGCAGAUAAAUAACCUCUGCCCAGAGAGGUUGCUGGAGCUUUUCCAUUGUGUUUAUGAAACACAAAACAACUAUCUCGUGCAGCAUGUGGCCCUAAGACUCAACCCAGAGCUGUCUUUUCUGGGUGUURUUCUUACACCACCUGAUGUCCAUGUGUUGUACUCUAUUUUAGAAAGGUCAAGAAAAGAGUUCUCCUUGGAUYUGCAAAACAGCAGCCUUGAUACGCAAGGGCUAAAAGACUUGGUUGGCCUGAAGAAUGUGACAUCAUUCAGGGCUUCUCUCAGAGAUGCAAUCAGGCUCUGGAAGUCUUUAGAACAGGCAAAAGAGUAUGAGCUGCUGAGAAUAUCAACAGAGAAAUUUAUUCUUGAUCCUUUUAAGGCAAAGACGAUGACUGACAUCAGCGACCUUUCGGACCUUGUAGAGAUGCAGAAGAUCAUCAGCUGUGUGCAAGAUGUAUCUGAKUGGAACAGCUACGAAAUUCCUGCCAUCAAAAACCUCAAGAAACUGGAAUUUGCGCUGGGUCAGGUGUGUGGUCUUCAGGCAGUGCUAAAACUUGUGGAAAUUCUAGCGGCGUUUCCAUCCCUGCAGCAUUUAGACCUUGAAGCUCUGAGUGAGAAUGGCAUAGGAGAUGAAGGAGCAAAGAGUCUAUCUGAAGUCUUUCCAAAGCUGACAUCUCUGGAAACAUUAAACUUAUCACAGAAUAAGAUAACAGAUGUGGGUGCAGAGAAGCUAGCUAAAGCUCUCCCUCAUUUGUCUUCAUUGAAGACCCUUAGCUUGUACAAUAACAGUAUUUGUGAUUUUGGAGCRGAAAGUCUUGCAAAAAUUCUUCCUGCAAUGGCAUCGCUAAGAGUGUUAGAUGUUCAGUACAACAAGAUAACUGACGUUGGAGCCCUACAGCUGACUAACAGCCUAAGAAAAUGUCCCUGCAUUAAGAAUUUGCUGAUGUGGAAUCCUACUAUUCCCUAUGGAGUUCUUGAGCAUCUUCAUCAGCUGGAUUCUAGAAUCAGUGUAUAG